Messenger RNA from Mytilus trossulus (common blue mussel), 4179 nucleotides. RefSeq names its product centrosomal protein of 63 kDa-like. The record is from RefSeq and is a predicted model, not a curated record. Bases 419 to 2791 code for a protein of 790 amino acids. Gene Ontology annotation, biological process: de novo centriole assembly involved in multi-ciliated epithelial cell differentiation; centriole replication. Gene Ontology annotation, cellular component: centriole. Lineage: Eukaryota; Metazoa; Mollusca; Bivalvia; Mytilida; Mytilidae. The transcript is spliced from 21 exons.
AGUAGACCCAUUUACGAUACCAACCGGGUUGUUUACAUUCGAGAGGGAAAAGUUGACUUUUAAAAUUAUGCAAAUAAUUUUCUAGGACCUAAAAGAUCAUAAACAGUUUAUUUGUAGCAUAUAAAAAUUGUGCAUAUAACAAAAAAAAAACAGAUUAAAUUCAUGAAAAUCAUUCAUCUAUAUCGGAAAGUUCAGGCAAAAGCAUGUCAUCAAAAUAUUUGAAACAGGUUUUCGUGACUUUAUAAAAGCCCAGUUGACUGAUGAUUCCAUAUUUGAAUUAAGUAUUAUGGAGAAAAUCACAGACUUAUGGCAACAACUACAAAAAGAUAAUAGUGUUGUUGAGUAAAGCAGACUUAAUAUAUAAAGAUUACCAAAAGGUGUAUUGACCUCUAGCUGUGAAUCUGAGCUUCAGGAAUUGAUGCACCAUAUUGAUGAUAUGAUGUCAGGUAAAAAGAGGGACUGGGAACAUCAGAUUCAAAGUCUACAGGACAGGAUGGACAUCAAGGACAAAGAAACCAUGUUACAUAGGGCCACUAUAGACCAGAAACAUAAAGAGAUUGGACAUUUAAGACAGCAGUUAGAAACCAUGGAAAAAUCACACAGGGAGUUAGUUAGCUGUUAUGAAGCUCAGUUGUCAACUCUCAAAUCUGAGCUGCAAAAACUGAAAAGAGACUACGAUCGUCAGAAUAAGAAAUAUUCGAAACAGUCCAAAGAAUCAGAACGAGACAAAGAUCGUUCCAAUACAGAAUUACAGGACAGUAUGUCACAGGUCAACAGGCUAUCAUCAAAACUAGAGGAAUAUAAACAGAGGUCAAAGGAUUGGGAAUUACAGAAAAGAACUCUAGGGAAACAGCUUGAAACUUUAGAAGCUCAGAGAAAAGCUAUGACAGAAAAGUGUGAAUUUAUUCAGAAAAUGUACUUGAGUCUCAUGUCUAAGAGUCAGUCUCAAACAUACCAGUCACAACUGAACAGACGUAAACAAAUACUCGAUAACACAGAAUCUAGUCUCAAGUCACAAAUAGCUCAACUAGAAGGACAGCUACAGAGAGCUAAUGAAUCACAUUUGUCACAGGAAACAAAGGUGGAAAAGUUGAAAUCAUCUCUGGAUGAUGCAAUCAAUAAUCACAAAAAAGCUAUGGAUGAAAACGAGAGAUUGUUAGUAGACCUGAGAAAAGCUAAUAUUCAUUCAAGAAAGAUAGAUGAAGAAAAACUUCAGUAUGAGGCUGAUCUGAAAACCAAAGAAGAUUUGUUAAGAGCAAUAGAGCAGGAUGGUGAAGCUCAGGCUGAGGAAAUGGGAAGAAUGGAACAAGCCCUUUCAGAAAAAGACAGAAUUAUUCAUUCACUAGGAAAUAUAAAGAAUAAGGAAGAGAGUGAACAGAUCAAACUUCUGAGACAGUCAUUACAGGAAGCCAGAGAAGACACAAGGAACUGCAAAAAGAAUGAAAAGAAAUUAAGGGAAGAGGUCUCUAAACUUCAGAAUCAUUUGAGACAGGCAGUGGAGGAUUGUGAAAGAACUACAGAUCAGCUAGAAAAGAAGAAAACAGAACUGCAGAGAAUUGAAUCUGGAGAAGUGAAGAGAUUAAAACAAGAGGCGAAUCGUUUAAAAGAAAGUAUUUCUACAAAGCAACAGUCACAUGAAGCUGAACUUGAGGGCAUGAGAACAGAGGUCAGCAAACUAACCUCUGAACUACAUGAGAGAAGUGUUACUUUCUCAACACUGUCAGACAAGUCAGCCAAUGUAGAGAGACAGCUGAGAAAUGAGAAUGAAAUAUUAGAGAAAAAAUCAGCAGAACUACAGGUUGCAAAUGCACAGAUUGAAGCACUUAGGCUAGAAAACAGGCACUUACGACAGACCAUUCUACAGCAGGCUCAUUCAAAUGCAGACAAGGGUCAUACUCAGGAACAUCUACGGGUACUGAAAAGCUCCUAUGAAACAACGAUUAAAAAACUAGAGCAAGAGAACCGUCAGUUGAAAGAUGAUGUAACUUCUAUGAGAGAGGAAAUGACUGAAAUGGAGGAUAAGUUUGAGGAACAGUUGAGACAAGCUUUAAAAGAGUCUGAGGCUUCAGCACAAGAAAUGAGAGAUAUUGAAGAUAGUGCCAUUCAUAGUGAUUAUGAUGGCUUGGAUUCUAUCUCGAAAAUAAAAAGGCGUAUGUUAAGUAUAGAGGAUUCAGCUCAAAGGAGAAUUAAAGCUAUGGAACUUCAAAUGAAUUCUACUGUUCAGCGAUAUGAACAAGAAACCAAACUUCUACGCAUGCAGAAAUCUCGGCUUGAAGAUCAGUUAGACAUGGACAGAAAUGAAAGUAAUUUUAGACAGGACGAUCAUGAAAUAGAUCUACAUUCACUAGUUUCGGAAGAAGACUAUCAUGAUUUGAGACCUAAUGGACACUAUGCAAAUGAAAAUGGACAUUUCACAAGAGAAAAUAGACUAUAUACAAGUGACAGUGGACAUUUCACCAGUGAAAAUGAGCCUUACAUCAGGGAACAUGAGGAUUAUAUCCAUCAGAAUGAACAUGAACCACUCCAUUUAAUGAAUGGCGACAAUCAAAAUGGUGAUGAUCACCAUGACAAUAGUUAUUCUACAAUAUUAAGUAGCCGUGCUAUGUCAAUAUCUGAAAGUGUACAGGAACCUUUGGAUCAUGAAGAGUUAAGUCCUAGAGAUGCAGUAGCACAGAAAUUUUUAGCAGCAGAAAACCAAAGGGCCAGAGAACUCGAACUACUCAUAGACUCACACAUAGAAACAUUAAAGAAAGGAACAGAUGCUACCAUCAAAAGGCAUUCUAAAAGAUAGUACUGAAAUGUUCCACGAUUUAUUGUAGUUCAUUCCUCAGGGGAUAAUAUUCUUGAGUUGUAAUGCAUUAAAUGUGCUACCAUAGUUUAACUAGUACUAAAACAAUGUAAAUCAUGAGAAAACUGGAUUGCGUGAUUGUGAAUGUUAUGAAAAGUAUAUUGUAUAACUGGUUUAUGUUUAAAUGUGGUUAACGAUGUAAAGUAAGAAUGUUGUACAGUUAAUAUGAAUAGCAUUCCACAGUUGUAGCAGAAUAUUAUGAUAUUUUUGUUUCUCAGGUGCUGAAUUUUGAGUGUGCUUAUGUCUUGUUCAUGUGUCGACUGCUGAUUGUAUGAUAUUGUUACUUUUUAACAAUGCACCAGGAAAAAGACCUAAACAGCGUUGUUUUUGUGUUUAAAUGUUGAAUAUUUUGUAUACAUGAAGGGUAUUCAAAUCUAAUGUUUUUUUAUUUAUGUGCAAUUGUCUAUUCCGUCCAAUAUUAUAUUAUUGUACUUAAAAUGAAAGAUAUGAAUGAUUAGAGUUUUUUUUGUUGAAAUGUAUUUUGAUUGUGGAGAGUAAGAGAGAAUUUGCAUCAUUCUUGAAAUAUUUAUUUUGUUUUGUAUGCAUUUUUCAGAACCUUUUAUUGAGUUAUGCUUGAAUACUUUUAAAGAAAAUGGGGGAAAAUCCAUCUUGCAAGUAAAAAAGCCAACUCUUAAAGAAAUAUUUUCGUUAAUUGUGGAAACCGUCCACCUGCUUUUGAAUUUUGCAGUGAUCCAAGAAAUAAAUGACCCUUUGGAAUAAUAAGUUAGAAUUGUAUAGCAUCUUUUUAUAAAAACGAUUUCUUCUUUUUCUGAAUGAAAAAUUCCAAUAUUUUUUGUUUGCUGGUUAAAAUGUGUUUUGUGCAAUUGUUUGUGGUAGAAUAGAAUCAAAAGUCAUCAAAGAAACCUGUGAUAAGGAGGACUUUAUCGUCUCUAGUAGAUUGUGUGUUAGUGUGUGUUGUGAGUGUGUGUGUCUGUGUUGUCUGUGUAAGGGUAGUUCUCAGUAGAAGUAUGAUGUUCUAGCAUUAAUUAAUGGUGGUAGAUGAUUUGAUGAGAUGCUGAUUUAUAGUAGUAGAAGUUUGACUUAAAGUGAUAGUUGCACUAACAAAAUAAAACUAAACUAAUAGUAACAUAAAUUACAGAAAAACAAAAGUUUAUAAUACCCAACUGAUACUAUAUACUCAGUGUCAGAAAGAUAUCGUAAAUCUCUGGAUAAUACAAACCAUCUUAAUAUUUUUUUAUUUGUAUUCAAAAAGUGUUGUCAGUGCAGCUAUAAAUUAUACAUUAUUUUCUGUACAAAGUCACAUUAAUUUAUUAGAAAUAUGCAUAUACUGACAAAUUUAAUAUAUUUUGAGUAAAUACUCUGAAAGAAAA